GGUACCAACGAGACGCGCGGGGCGGAGCGGCCCCUCCCCCCCCGCCGCCAUCAUCGAGGAGCCGGAGCGGCGGCGGCGGCGGCCGGAGGGGCCGGGCAGAGCGGCCAUGACGUCAGCAUCGACUAAAGUCGGGGAGAUUUUCUCGGCCGCCGGCGCCGCCUUUUCCCGUCUGGGGGAACUGACGAUGCAGCUGCACCCGGGCACCGACAGCUCCCCCGCGGGGUCCCGCUGGACGGAGCCGGAGCUGGCGCUGCUCCGCGGGGCCGUGUCGCGAUUCGGGGAGGACCUGAACCGCCUCAGCGCCCUCAUCAAGGACCGCACGGUGGCGCAGCUGAAGGCGGCGGCCAAGCGCAAAGCCUACGAGGACAGCGGGGUCCCCCUGCCCCCCCCCGCCGCCGACUCCCCCAAAAAGGGACCCCGAAAAAACCCCCUCAGCUCUGGGGGGGCCCCCCACGACCCCCCCGGGCCCCCCUCGAAGAAGAUGAAGGCGGCAGAGCCCCCCCCGAGUGACUCCGACCCCCCCGGGGACCUCGUGGACGUCGAAGGAUUUGGGGACCCCCCCCCAAAGAAGCUGAACUUCGACCAGGCCUGAAGUUGGAGCCCCCCCCAGGACCCCCCAAAAAACCCUCUGGACCCCCCCAAAAUCCCAAAUUUCUCCCUGACACCCCCAAAUUUGGGGGGACCCCAAAAUCCCCCUCCCCAAAUUUUGGGAUCCCCCCCACAAUUUUUGGGGUCUCCCUCAAGAGACUCCUCCCAGUUUUGGGGUCCCCAAAUUUGGGGGACCCCCCCACUCCGUUGUCAUCCCCAAUAAAAUUUUGGGGUGUCCCCCCACUUU
Taeniopygia guttata (zebra finch) is the source of this 835-nucleotide messenger RNA. Lineage: Eukaryota; Metazoa; Chordata; Aves; Passeriformes; Estrildidae. The record is from RefSeq and is a predicted model, not a curated record.